AUGGCUGCAGUUUCAGAUCUUUGCGAAAGACAUCGCACCAAGCAAAGUGACAUACUGCAAUAUCUUGGUACAGGAUUUGAUGUAUAUUUGACAGAUGAGCCAUGUGCAAUGUGUGCUAUGGCUUUAGUACAUUUUCGUGUUGGACGAGUAUUUUACGGAAAACGUACCCCUUCAGGUGGAGUAUAUGAAUCGUGCUGGAGAAUACAGGAGGAGAAAUCGUUGAAUCAUCAUUAUGCAGUCUUUCGGAUCGAUGAAUUUGUUUAA
This is a messenger RNA of Loa loa (African eye worm), 264 nucleotides long. RefSeq lists its product as hypothetical. Gene Ontology annotation, molecular function: tRNA-specific adenosine-34 deaminase activity. Gene Ontology annotation, cellular component: nucleus; cytoplasm. NCBI's taxonomy places the organism in Eukaryota, Metazoa, Nematoda, Chromadorea, Rhabditida, Onchocercidae. Bases 1 to 264 code for a protein of 87 amino acids. Gene Ontology annotation, biological process: tRNA wobble adenosine to inosine editing. The record is from RefSeq and is a predicted model, not a curated record. The transcript is spliced from 2 exons.